AUGGCAGGCGGCAUUUUCUCCCCGCUGGGGAGCUGCUCGGAGCUGGAGAAGGCCAACUGCCACCCGCUGGUGUGCCUGCUGUGCCACGAGCCGUACCAGCACCCCUGCCUGCUCGACUGCUACCACAACUUCUGUGCCAGCUGCCUGCGGGGCCGUGCCAGCGACGGCCGCCUGCGCUGCCCGCUCUGCGGGCACCCCUCGGUGGUGAGGGGGGGCACGGGACUGCCCCCCGUGGACCGGCUGCUGCAGUUCCUGGUGGACAGCUCGGCCGACAGCGAGGAGGACGUGCAGUGUGCCAACUGCGACCGGCGCUGCGCCAAGGCGGAGCUGGACACCAUGUACUUCUGCAACACCUGCGGGCAGCCCCUGUGUACCCCGUGCCGUGAGGAGACCCACCACGCCAGGAUGUUUGCCCGCCACGAGAUCGUGUCCCUCUCCAAGCGCACCAAAGACAUCCACAAGAAGUGCCCGCUGCACGAGGAGCCCUACAUCAUGUUCUCCACCGAGAAGAAGUCCAUGCUCUGCAUCAACUGCUUCAGGGAUAUGCAGGGGGAGAGCCGGGCACACUGCAUCGACAUCGAGACGGCGUACAUGCAGGGCUGCCAGCGGCUGGACCAGGCGGUGAUGGCAGUGAAGGAGCUGCAGACCUCCACACGCGAGGCCAUCGUCCUGCUCAAGGCCAUGAUCGAGGAGGUUCGCAACAGUGCCAGCGAGGAGGAGGCUGCCAUCAACUCCCUCUUCGGCCGCAUGCAGGAGCAGCUCUCCGAGAGGAAGAAGACGCUUCUGAAAGCUGUGCAGAGCCAGCAUGAGGAGAAGGAGAAGGCAUUCAAGGAGCAGCUUGCACACCUCGCCUCCCUGCUGCCCACCCUGCAGGUCCACCUGGUGACCUGCUCAGCCUUCCUGAGCUCUGCCAACAAAGCCGAGUUCCUGGACCUGGGCUAUCAACUGAUGGAGAGGCUGCAGAGGAUUGUCAAGCUGCCGCACCGCCUGCGGCCGGCCCAGACCAGCAAGAUCAACAGCGAGUACCGGGCAGAGUUUGCCCGCUGCCUGGAGCCCCUCCUGAUGCUCAGCCCCCGCCGCUCCGUGGUGGGCAGUGCCGGCGGCAUCGGUCCUGGCAUCACUGGCACGAACAUGCUCCCUGGUGGCCAAUGCUCCAAGACCCUCAUGGUGCCCAGCUGUCCCCCCUCAAGUGACAAAAUGUCCACCAGCCCCAUGGUGAGGAAGCCGACGAUGCACCGGUACAUCAGCACCAAGGUGCUCCUGGCUGAGGGGCGUGAGACCCCCUUCGCCGAGCACUGCCGCAACUACGAGAACACCUACCGGAUGCUGCAGAUGGAGAUCCAGGGCCUGAAGGACCAGGUGCAGGAGCUGCAUCGCGACCUCACCAAGCACCACUCACUCAUCAAGUCAGAGAUCAUGAGUGAGAUCCUGCAGAAGUCCCUGCAGAUGGACGUGCAGAUCGCAGCUCACUACUCUGCCGUGGAGAUGAUGCGCAGUGUCUUCGAGGAGGUCUGGGAGGAAACUUACCAGCGGGUGGCAAACGAGCAGGAGAUCUAUGAAGCCCAGCUCCAUGACCUGCUGCAGCUGAGGCAGGAGAACAGCUGCCUAAGCACCAUCACCAAGCAGAUCGUGCCCUACGUCCGCUCCAUCGCCAAGGUGAAGGAGCGGCUGGAGCCCAGGCUGCAGGAGCCCCGGGAGCCCAAGGAGGAACAGGCCCAGAUGCUGCUCAAGAUCUGCGACAACAGUGAAGCAGUGCCAAGGGAUGCCUCGCCAAGCAGCAAGGAGGGGGCUCUGGGCAAGGAGGGGGCUCCGGCCAGCCCUGGGGAGGGCUGCACGCCUGAUGGCACCCCCAGAGACCCCUCCCCGAAAAGCAAAGAUUGCUGCAGGGGCCAGCAGAAGAGCGGGGCUGAGAGCACUGCCCAGAAAGAGCCGGCACCAUAGAGCCCGGCACUGGGCACACGGCAGAGCCACUGGGCAGAGCCGUGCCCGGGCUGCUGACCAGCUCCUCUCGCCCUCUGCCAUGAGCCAGGGCAGGAAACAGGCCAGGCACCCAUGUCUGUGGUGCAUCCAAAAGCCUUAGGGGAACCUGGUUCUGAAAAACUAAUUGUCUUUGUGCUCUCCCUCAUGUGUGUUGGAGUGAAAUAAAAGGGCACAAGUGUU
Manacus vitellinus (golden-collared manakin) is the source of this 2160-nucleotide messenger RNA. RefSeq names its product ring finger protein 207 (gene RNF207). The coding region runs from base 1 to 1941 and encodes 646 amino acids. The transcript has 17 exons. Gene Ontology annotation, cellular component: perinuclear region of cytoplasm. The record is from RefSeq and is a predicted model, not a curated record. Gene Ontology annotation, molecular function: zinc ion binding; transmembrane transporter binding; Hsp70 protein binding. Lineage: Eukaryota; Metazoa; Chordata; Aves; Passeriformes; Pipridae. Gene Ontology annotation, biological process: regulation of cardiac muscle contraction; regulation of heart looping.